AUGUGGAGACGAACGUACCUGCUGCUGCUCUUGAUCCGUGUUUACUUCGCGCUCUCGCCCAGCUACUUGCAUCCCGAUGAGCAUUUCCAGGGCCCCGAGGUCUUCGCAGGUACGUUUUCUCUGCUUGUCCCAGCAUGGCGACGCGUCUCCAUCUCGUCUUCCAUGUUUACGAGCAAUGCGCAAAAUUCCCCCUCCCCCCGAAAAGAAAAAAGCACCCCAACAAGGCGCCCCAGACAUCCAGACCACACCCCCUUUCAGUCCAUCCGCUCACAUCCACCCCAAACAGGCCGCAUCUUCUCGUAUCCCUCCUCUCUCACCUGGGAAUUUACCUCCGACCACCCCAUCCGCAGCAUUUUCCCACUAUGGCCAAUCUACGAGCUGCCCAUGAGCCUGUUGCAGUGGUUCUACACCGAGAUCGGCACCGGCAACCCACCGGCGCGACUGGUAUACUACGCGCUGCGCGCGGGCAUGUUCCUGCUAAGCUUUGUGCUGGAAGACUGGGCGGUCUAUGAGUUGGUGCCCUCGCCCCGCCAUCGCCGCGCGACCGUCGUCCUGGUGGCCUCGUCCUAUGUCACCUGGACGUAUCAGACGCACACCUUCUCCAACUCCCUCGAGACGCUGUUGGUCGCUUGGGGACUAGUGCUGAUUCGCCGCAUUGUUGAGAAUAAGCAAUACUCGUCCUUUUUUUCCUACGCCGUGCUCUCGUUCAUCGCCGUCGUGGGCGUGUUCAACCGCAUCACCUUCCCGGCUUUUCUGCUGUUUCCGGGCUUGCAAUUGCUCCCGCAUUUUCGGCGCAAACCCUCCUCCCUAGCAGUCUUCCUCGCGUUUGGACUUCUCUUCACGUCGAUAGCUAUAUUCACCGACACCUCAUUCUACCGUCCGACAGCCUCCUUUCUUGACAUAAUCCGCUCGCCCGUCAUCACCCCGCUCAAUAAUCUCCUAUACAACACCGAUCCAUCCAAUCUCGCCGUUCAUGGCCUCCACCCACGCCACCAACACUUCCUCGCCAACCUCUUCCAACUGCUCGGCCCAGCCUACAUCGUGAUGGUCACCUCGCUAUUCAGCUGGCCGCUCGUGCCAUCCUGGAUGCGCAAUGUGCGCGCCUUGUCCGCCGUCUCCGCCACGGUCUUGCUAUCCCUCUUCCCGCACCAGGAACCACGCUUCCUUCUCCCCUGCGUCCCGCUCCUCCUUAGCUGCAUCCGCCUGCGCAGGUCGCGGCUCCUGCUCGCCGUGUGGGUGGUCUUCAACGCCGCCAUGGGGUUCCUCAUGGGCGUCUACCACCAGGGCGGGAUCGUGCCCACGCAACUGGCCAUGCGCUCCAUCGUCGAGAACACCAUUGCCUCCCCGCAUUCCGGCGUCGAUGUCUUCUGGUGGAAGACCUACUCCCCGCCGCUGUGGCUUCUAGGUAACAAGCCCUCCAACGCCUCCGCCGAUAUCACAACCCAUGACCUGAUGGGUAUCCCCGGUCUGGAGAUGAUCACCCGUCUCGACAACGCCGUUCCCGCCUGCUCAAAACCUACCUCUGUCUUCCUGGUCGCUCCUGCCUCGGCGACGUUCCUCGAUCCAUAUGCUAUCUCCCCUGCUCCCCGCUCCCCGAACCUGGAGCUCCUUCCGCUCUGGCUAUACCGCAAACACUUGAACCUGGAUGACCUCGACUUUGGCGAUGAUGGCAUCGUCGCUACGUUGCAGAGAGUCAUCGGGCGUCGUGGUUUGCGCGUUUGGGCUGUGCGGAGGGUGUGUUCUCGUUAA
Molecule: messenger RNA, 1749 nt
Organism: Penicillium riverlandense
Lineage: Eukaryota; Fungi; Ascomycota; Eurotiomycetes; Eurotiales; Aspergillaceae
Gene: smp3
Product: glycosylphosphatidylinositol-alpha 1,2 mannosyltransferase smp3
Exons: 3
Coding region: 1-1749 (582 amino acids)
Biological process (GO): GPI anchor biosynthetic process
Cellular component (GO): endoplasmic reticulum membrane
Molecular function (GO): alpha-1,2-mannosyltransferase activity
Source: RefSeq, a predicted model, not a curated record